Funneliformis mosseae is the source of this 152-nucleotide messenger RNA. Lineage: Eukaryota; Fungi; Glomeromycota; Glomeromycetes; Glomerales; Glomeraceae. The record is from the annotation of a GenBank genome assembly.
CAAUAUUUCUGAAUUAAAUUUAGAAAAUAAUGAUGAAAUUUUAGAUGAAGUAGAAGUGGAAAAUAAUGAAUUUUUAGUUAUUACAGAAACCCAAUUACAAAAAUAUCAACAACUUUUUAAAAAAACUGAAAUUAUUAAAGACGAUAACUUAG